This is a messenger RNA of Neocloeon triangulifer, 1699 nucleotides long. Its product is annotated as G patch domain-containing protein 2-like. Gene Ontology annotation, molecular function: nucleic acid binding. The coding region runs from base 200 to 1606 and encodes 468 amino acids. The record is from RefSeq and is a predicted model, not a curated record. The transcript has 9 exons. Lineage: Eukaryota; Metazoa; Arthropoda; Insecta; Ephemeroptera; Baetidae.
UUUUUGUUUUGUGCUGCCACCUGCUACGCCAUUGCUGUUUUCAAGUGCGUUCUUCACAUCUGUUAGUGACAGAUUUUGUUUCGAAUUUAACUUGAAAACCUCUAGUCUAUGUCAUUGAUUUGAUCAUCAAGAAACUCCAUUGGACUGAGAGCAGUCGUCCGUCGACUACUAGAACCGCCUAUUCGUUGAAAAUGUGAAAAUGGCACUGGGUGAACUGAAUCAGAGAAUGGAAGCAAUGGUUCAAGACCUCUCUGUGGCCCUUGAGGAGUCCUCGUCGGCCCGCAGACACAGAACGUUGGGCAGGAGACGCGCCCGAUCAACCGGAAAUUUGCCUCAGGCUUGCGGAGACUUAAGCGAGCAGUCAAGCAGCAGCCUGGAGGAAACCUUUAGGUCAAAGGGAGUUUCGAGCUUUCAUCAGAGUGACUCGGACGAGGGCAGUCCGACUCCCCACGGAGGUCAUCGCACCCGUUUGCAGAUGCCGGCCAUAGCCCUCAAGUCUCGCCGCACAAACGGAGCUCCGAGCAGGCACAUGAACUGCAUUGAAUCAGAUUCUGUGAAUGAGAAUUUCUCACCAAUACGUCCAACUACGAGAAGGAAGAGGAAGUUCAAGCGAAUGGCUAUUGACCCUGAAAUCGGAGGUCACUCCAGUCUGAGGCCGCCGCCUCCACUGGUCUCAAGUUGGAUCGGCACUCACAGCAAGCACCACCAUGGAACUCGUAGCAGCCUCCAAGAUGCAGCCAAUAUGCUGCUGUGUGGAAAGAGGAAGAGGAGCGUGCGGGAGAGAAGCAUGUCGGCAGUUGAGGGUACUGAGCACCCGAACAGACGCCUGCUGGCUUUCCAGAAGCUCAGCCUCAACAGUUCUACCGACUGCAGCAGCAUGGAGUGUGGCCCUGACAGCUCUGCUAAUAGUGACCACGACAGCAGUUUGAGCAGUUCUGAAAGUGAUCCUGGCAUUUACACCAACGACGAGGGUCGUGAAGGUGAUGAUGAGCAGAGUGACUGGGUCGGCGAUUGCUCGGCAGGAGCUGAAGGGUGGUGGAUGAGGGACGGCGAUCCUGGGGGCAGUGGCAUCGGUUGCAAACCCGAGACAGUCUUUUCAGAGGACGAGCAGUCAUAUCAGCGGAGAUUCCGUCUUUUGCGCACUUCCAUGCAGAGUGGGCGAGAGAUCCGGUCUGGACGGCGCAGGCUAGAAAAGGGUCGGCCCGGAUUCAGCAUCCUCUCCUCAGCCAACGAGAGACUGUCCAAAUUUCUGCAGGAUCCGUGCCAGACUCAGCUAAGACUGCACCCAAUUAAAAGUGGAGAGCAGGAGCAGCUGCACCAGUUGGCGCGGCUGUACUCGCUGAAUGUGCAGCACAGUCAGAGUGGGCCCGACUGCAGCUGUCCGGUGCUGAUCAAGACGAGGCACACGAUGCGCGUCGUCCCAGGCAGCAGCACCCACUACGCCUCCAGGGGCCACUCCUUGAGCGACUACAAGCGGCGCAGGCGGUGCCCUGGACCCUCGACCAGCGGGGCCGCCGUCUUCCACCAGCCAGCGCCCAAGCCUCUUGUUGCCGAAACCCUGCAGUCCGCCGAGUCCACCCCGACCGAAAAUAUCAACACAGACUAAUAAUUAGUCUGGAAACUCCCUUGUCAUUCUGUCUGUCUUUGUAGGUUAAUUAAUGCACUCUUGGAUAAUAAUUUUUGGUGUAGAUCUUAUUUG